AUUUCUUCCAACGCGUGUGGACCGGUAGCGACGUGCUACCCAGAGCAGCUUGGGAGUGGGGAGGCACGUCAUCGUAAACGGGUUGGUAGAGACAGACGGCUUGCCGCACCUUCUUUAGAUGACAAGAUUGGCGUCGCGAAUAUUCUGUCGGCGUGGGCGGAACCGCAGGGAGAAAGCUGGCGGUCGUGGAAGAUAACAGCGGCGGCGGAGGCGUGAGCAGGCAAGGCAGCAGCAACAAGCGCAGCAACAAGUUGCGUUGUAGUUAUUUCCUCGUCACGCUAAGGCAAAGGUGGCGGCGAGACGAUGGAAAGCCCGACGUUGCGCUGUGCCUCGGACGCACGGCCGGGCGUCCAUGGUGAUCCCAAGGGGUCGUGCCAGGCGGGGGAGAACGGCUACGUGAACAACAACAACCUGCUGUUUACUGGAUCUCUAGUUCAGCAGCAGCGGCAGCAGCAUGACGGCGGUGACAGCAGUGCACAGCACCACCAACAGCAGCGGGCUGGUAAACCCGAGGCGAAGAAGUCUACGGAUUCUGACCUCGCGGGCUUGCUGUCGGCGGCACAUGAGAGCUACAACCUCGGCAGAUACAAAGACGCUCAGGCUUUGUGCGAGUCCGUGUACCGGCAGGGGGCGUGUCGGACCGAUAACCUUCUCCUCCUUGGGGCCGUUCACUUUCAGCUCAGGAACUUUAGCGAGUGUAUUCUUUACAACCAGCAAUGUAUCCGGAUCGACCCCAACUUUGCCGAGGCGUAUUCCAACCUCGGGAACGCCCUCAAGGAGCUAGGAGACGUGGGCGGUGCCAUCCAGUUCUACCUCAAGGCGGUGAAGCUGAAGCCGCGUUUCUGCGACGCGUACAAUAACCUGGCGUCGGCGUACAUGCAGCUAGGGCACACCAAGGAGGCCAUCGAGACAUAUCAGAUGGCCUUGGUCCUCAACCGAGGACUCGUGGACGCGCACAGCAACCUCGGCAACCUCUACAAGGCCCAGGGCAUGCUGGCGGAGGCGAAACGGUGCUACCUGGAGGCUAUCCGGAUCCAGCCGUCCUUCGCCAUCGCCUGGAGCAACCUCGCGGGGAUCUUUAAGGAGGAGGGUAAUCUUACGACGGCGGUUGCCUACUACCGCGAGGCAAUACGGCUGUGCCCAGAGUUCGCCGACGCCCACAGCAAUCUCGGGAACGUCCUCAAGGAGAGGGGACUUGUUCACGACGCGAUGCAGUGCUACCAGACGGCCAUCAAGCUCCGACCCGACUUCGCCAUCGCCUACGGCAACCUCGCCAGCUGCUACUACGACUGUGGGCGAGUGGCGUGUCAGGACCUGGCCAUCAAGACAUUCCGGUACGCGAUCCAGCUGGAGCCAAACUUCCCGGACGCUUACAACAACCUCGGUAACGCCCUCAGAGAGUCCGGGCAGUUGGAGGAGGCAAUCAACUGCUACCGGACUACCUUGCGCCUUAAGCCGGACCACCCCCACGCCUACAACAACCUGGGAAACGCCAUGAAGGAUAAGGGUCUAGUCAAGGAGGCGAUACACUGCUAUGUGACGGCGGUGCAGCUGAUGCCCAAGUUCGCGGCCGUGCACAGCAACCUCGGCAGCGUGCUGAAGGAGCAGGGCAAGCUGGCACACGCGUUGGCACACUACCACGAGGCCAUCGCGAUCGAUCCCGGCUUCGCCGACGCCUACAGCAACAUGGGCAACGCCUACAAGGACAUGGGCCGGCUCCCUGAGGCCAUCAAGUGCUACAGCGCGGCCAUCAAUAUCAAGCCGACGUUCGCCGACGCCUUCAGCAACCUCGCUAGCGCUUACAAGGAGGGCAACGACGUCCUCCAGGCGAUCGCGUGCUACCGGAAGGCCCUGUCGCUGAGGCCCGACUUCCCGGACGCUUUCGCCAACCUCGUGCACUCGCUCGUGUUCGUGUGCGACUGGUCCAACCGAGACAACGACUUUGCUGCCCUCAAGAAGAUGCUGGCCACGCAGAUGGCAACGGAGAAUGUGCUCCCGUCGGUGCAGCCCUUCCACGCCAUGGCCUACCCGCUCUCCCUGGCGGAGAUGCAGCAGAUCAGCUGCAAGUACGCCGAGCGCGUGAAGAUGAACGUUGCCCUCCUCGAGAUGCCUGCCUUCCGAUUCCACCGCAAAGCCAAGGAAGCUAGAAUCAGGAUUGGAUACGUUAGCAGCGACCUGGGCAACCACCCUUUGAGCCACCUGAUGCAGAGCGUGUUCGGCAUGCACGACAGGACGCGUUUCGAGGUGAAAUGCUACGCUCUCUCGGCGAACGACGACAGCGUAUGGCGGCGAAAGAUUGAGGGCGAGUCGGAGCACUUCUGCGACGUGUCCGGGCUGCAGAAUGGCGAUGUUGCCAGGCUGAUACACGCGGACGGGAUCGACAUUCUCAUCAACCUCAACGGGUACACGAAGGGCGCUAGAAACGAGAUAUUUGCCCUUCAGCCGGCACCGCUACAGGUGUCCUACAUGGGGUUCUGCGGCACGCUCGGGGCGGACUACAUGCAGUACAUGAUCGCCGACGAGAUCAUCGUGCCGCGCGAGAGCCGUCGGUUCUACACGGAGAACAUCCUGUACAUGCCUCACUCCUACUUCGUCAACGACCACAAGCAGUCGGCUAGGUACGUCCUGGAUCGGACGCUCCUCCCUACUCGAGCCACGUACGGCGUGCCGGAGGACCGCUUCGUGCUGUGCAACUUCAACCAGCUCUACAAGAUGGACCCGGCUAUCUUCUCCACGUGGAUGUCGGUGCUCAAGAGGGUUCCCAACGCGGUGCUGUGGCUGUUGAGGUUCCCUCCGGCGGGGGAAGCGAACAUCAGGAUGGAGGCCAGGAAGAGGGGCGUCAGGGAGGAGCAGCUGCACUUCACAGACGUGGCUACGAAGGAGGAGCACAUCAAGCGGGGUUACCUGGCCGACCUCUUUCUCGACACCCCGAGCUGUAACGCGCACACCACGGGCUGCGACAUCCUGUGGAGCGGGACGCCAAUGCUGACCAUGGCCGGGUCGAAGAUGGCGACGAGGGUAGCGCCGUCCCUGCUCAAGGCGGCGGGCGCGGAGGGCGCGGGUCUGAUCGUGGAGAGCCUAGAGGAGUACGAGGAGAGGGCCGUGUCACUGGCCACGGACCCAGAAAAGCUUUUCGAGAUCCGCAGCCGUCUGGAGGAGUCGAGACAUUCGUGCCCGCUUUUUGACACGCAGCGGUGGGUUCGAAACAUGGAGGCUGGCCUAGCGAUGGCGCACGAGCGAUUCCAGGCAGGACUUGACCCCGAAGACCUCAAGGUGGAGGACACCGUCGGCCCCACGCCGGUCACCACCCCGCCCCCGGCGGCGGAGCCCCCUUCCUCCGCCGGCGGCAAUGUGAACGCCAACCAUCCCGGCGGAGUGGCGUCCUCCUCUUCCCCGUCGCUAGAGGUCCCCUCUGCAACGGCAGCAGCAGGUGCUCCUGCUGCUACCGCCGACAGCGGUAGCGACAGCGGCGAUGUCAAGGGCAGCGACGGCUCGCAGCCGGAAACCGCUGCGGCACCGGUAGACGACGGCGAAGCGGUGGCGGCGGCGGCGGCGGCGGCGGCGGCGGCGGCGGCGGCGGCGGCGACGACGAUGGCAGCAGCGUCCGCCGAAGGACCGCCGACGACCGGUAGCGCCGCGGUUGGGGCGGCGCGGGAGGAGAGUUUGAUCACCCCUGGGACGGUGCAGGGCGAAGCGGUGAAGGAGGAGGAGCGGCAGGAGGAAGGUGAGGGGGUCAGGAACAGCCGAAAGAGAAGGGCGAGUGACGAAGCAACUGCCAGCGACGAAGGCUAAAGGGACAGGCCAUUCCCUACCAGCUUCAGUCUGUUCGCCCUGGACCAAACUCAUGGCGGCGUCGCAGGAACACACGAUAUCAUUUGCGAGGAGGGUACAGUGCUACUCGAUUGGUGUCUGUGUUUGGCGCGGAGCAAUGCGAUGUUCGUUGCUACAGGCCCGCAUAUGGCGUGGGAUUGGAUGAAAGAGGGCAUUUUGUUUUUCAUUGCACGCGGCGUGCGGAGGGCAAAGACGACCUGCCUGGUUAGAAUAGACUUGCCAGGGGGUCUUGCGUCUUGUGCGUGCUCGCUCGCGCGUUUUGUGUGUGUGUGUGUGUGCGUGCGUGCGUGUUUCUGUGCAUCGCCGCCUGCGACGUGUGGGGGAGGAUGGGGGCUGGCUUUAUGGCUGGCUGGAGCGAGCGACACGUGUAGCGGUUCCGUUCCGUGAAAGUUACGGGAUACGAGACGGGCGCCGUGUUGAUGAAGUUUCCCAUGCAUCGUCUGCCAUCAACUUGCGGUAGACAUUGUUGUUGCACGUUGCUCCGGGAUGUUUUUUUGUUAUUUCACGGCCACGUAUGUCGCAUUCCAUGAAUACCGAGGUUGGCGGGGGGGGGGGGAUUAAAGUCAGUGCUGUUGUUUUGUUCUGUUUUGUUGUCUUGUAGUUAUUUGUCGGGAAUUGGGACCUGCUGCAGCGGCAUUCGCCUUGAGCGGUGUGUGAGAGCCGCCAGUUUGGCGUAGCUUUGUCAGUAAUCUAUGUAUUUGAUGUUCUUGGGAAGUGGGAAAUAUGCGAUAAAAGUUAUUGGUACGUUGUGUUGCAAGGAUUUUGUGUCCCACUGGCUUGUACGUCCUGUCAUCAAGAGUAUUGUUGGCAGGGAAUGUUGUCGCGGAGAAAUGAGAAAAUAUCUCAACCGACAGGUUUCUGGACGGGGACAGGGCAAGAGAAAGCGCCAGAACUGACGGGCCGUUUGAUGUCCCGUUUCCGCGGAGCCUCACAAGAACGGGUCGGGUUUGCCCGUGGCGGGGCUGUAUACUGUAGGGUCCGCCGAACUCUGGAGGCACCGGGGGAAGGAGGGCACGGCUCUGAAGGAUAGCUACAGUUCGACCGGGAACUGUAAGGCGUGGAUUCGUGGGUUCGUCGCCCCCCAGAGUAAUUCGAGCAACAUACCGAGCGGCCCUUCCGGGAGUCGCUCCGCGUCUGACGCGCUGCACGCCCUGCUAUUCGCGUCGGAAGCCUAACUUCGUGGGGCUACGUAUAUGUUCCGCCGACUGCAAGCAAAGAGAAAGAGCGCGAUAAAACUGCUGUAGCUCGCUGUUCUGCUUACGCGUCCCCUACCGCGCUGGUUUUGGUUGCUGCAAAUGUGCAGAAAACGUAGGGGAGCUAGCGCCGGCAUUUAGACCUUUGACCCCCCCUAGUCGUACAAUUGCAUAUAACGUAGUCUAGGCUAUUCAAUUUUCAAAGUUGUUAUUUCCCCACGAGGCGACUGAGCUGUGAGGUUACGGAAGAGGAGGGACGGAGAGAGGGGGCCUCGCGGUUCGCGUGCGCUUGGGGGGUCGUUAUUCACGGGGCGAUGAACCAUGUGAGAUUCAUUGCAUUGUUGGAGGCAGGUGUUGUUUCAAUCAAGGNGGGGGGGGGGGGGGGGGGGGGGGGGGGGGGGGGGGGGGGGGGGGGGGGGGGGGGGGGGGGGGGGGUAAUGUCGCAUGUAUGUGACCCUACCGCGGGCAGGCGUUCGAGACAGACAGGCCGGAUAGCAGGCUUGCGCAUGCCAAGCGUUCGCCUUGAUGCCCGUGCUGAAAUUUUUCAGCGACGAGCAGCACCUUCAGGGAGCCAAAGCUGCUCCUCUGCCCCGUGUACAUUGCGGGUGGUGGCAAGCGCACUAGAAAGUCUACCGGGUGGUGGGGGGCUGCGUGCUAUGUGAAUGGCAUCAUGAUAAUGUUGUUCGAGACGGGUUUUGUUUGCAGGAAGAACAUCAGAAGACAUAUUCUACGGGUGUCGUGCGCCAGCGCGGAAAAGAGGACUGUUAUAAUCUCUUGGAGGGGCGGGGUCUUCGUCGCAGACCCCUCGGUGCCGACGCCGGACAACGAAGCGUCUGCGUUGCCGUCGCUGGUGCCACGACCUGUUGUUGCUUCUUCAGCAAGUCGUGGCAUAUGGGUUAUCGUGCCCGCACCAAGGGUCCAUACGGUGACCCCAUAUGAGUGACGUCCCUGUUGCUCUGACAUUGAUGCAAUACUCUUGUGCUGAACCUUCGCCCCAAACGGCAAAGAAAAAGCAGGCACACAAAACGCGGUAGACUGAGACUGGUUAAUUUUUGGCUUUCGAGGACGGCUCUCUGCUUCGCUGCUUGGAGUAAAUUGUCGUGUUGGGUCGUUUUUUAUAGUGACGGGAACUUCGCCACGUCUUCUCUUGUCUGCUCUAGUCUAGACCUAUCUGUGUAGUGUUUUCAUUUCACGACUUUUCGCUUAGCGAGCAACCGCUCGAACACUCCCAAUCCCCAUUGCCUCAUUGCUACAUGCAUCCGU
Molecule: messenger RNA, 6287 nt
Organism: Ectocarpus sp. CCAP 1310/34
Lineage: Eukaryota; Phaeophyceae; Ectocarpales; Ectocarpaceae
Source: the annotation of a GenBank genome assembly